GCUGGAAGUUGUUGAAAUUUUCAUCAGACUAUAUCACUGACUAGUCGUGCUCAAGUCAAAUCAUAAUAACAAGACAGGCAAAUACAAGUAGGAUUAAUGGUGACAUCGUAAUGGGCUGUUCACCAUCGAUACUAUCAUCAUUGUCGAAUAACCACAAUAAUCGAAAAGAUAGUGGCUUAUAUUGUAGUAACAACAGUGAUACAAAUAGUAAUAAAAUCGAUGCUCAUAACGAGACAAAUACAGCACUUGCAAACCAAAUUUUAGUACAGUCAUCAAAUAAGGAUGUUUUGGAAAAGAAGGAUUGCGUGAAAAAGGAUUCCAUUGUAUCAGUCAGUGGAUUUGGCCAUAUCACUCAUAACUUUACAAUCAUACCAUCAUCCAUCAGACGUGCUACGAUUGGAACAAGUGCACCAUCAAACUCCCGUCUUGGUCAUCGGAAAUCAUCACUUGCUUUAACACCUGAGGAGGACUGUCCAGUCGAACCGACAAUUAAACUUCAUGAUGGAAAAUAUCCAUAUCUCAUCCCACCGAAUCCAUCCGUACGAGCGUUGAUAGUCUUUUAUAAAGAUGACCAAGUUAGCGAUGCUGUAUUGAGAUCUUGUGAACGCUUAAAUAUAGAGAUAACUCGUGCAAAGAGUACAGAUUCAGCAUUAGAGCUCUUUCAGAGUCCCCUAAAUGGCGGACAUCAUCUUGUGAUAGUCGAUGGGAGAUGUAAAAACACUGAUGUCGAGUCAUUUGGGAGAUCAUUGAGAAGUUCCAAGGGUAGUCAAUAUACGAUUAUGGUGUGUGUGGUUAAAAAGAGUGUUUUUGAAAAGGACGAUACGUCGAUUCUGUCGUUGCUAGAUGUAGGAUAUAAUAGAUGUAUAAUUGAAUCUCCACAUGUAUCAAUAUUAAGCUCUGAACUUCGACAAAUUCAACAUUCGCUCAUUAGACCGCAGAAUGUUAUCGCCACACAACAAGCUCUUUAUGCUGCUCUUCAUCGGGUGAAGGAUACAGUUAUUAUAACAGAUGAUGCUUUAAGAAUACAGUACAUGAAUAAGCAAGCUGAACGAAUUUUGGGAAUGAAAAUUGACGAAGUAGUUGGUCGACCGUUGCAUGACUUUAUCAAUUCGGACGCAUCAGUGUUAUUAAGUCAAACAAAUAGACUGAGAGAGUUUGAUGGGACGUUAUCAUUCACUCGUAAGGUUCAGGAUCCAAUUUUAUUACAUGUUCGAGCAUAUCCAGUUGCAUGUUUAGGAAAAUCAACAACUCAUUUAAUAUUAAGUUUACAAGCUAGCGGUAGUCACGAGAUGGGACUUCCAUCGAUUCCACAAGCCAAAGAACCGAGAGGUUCACUUCAUUCAAUAAGACGCGGUAGCUUUGAUAUCCGUUCGAUUGCAUCUGAUGGAUUAAGACGAACGAGUUUAGCAAAAUUAUCGUCACUUCCAUUGGAAGCUCCCAUCACCAAAGUGUUGAGUUUAUUGACGCAAGUUCAGGAAAAUUGUUCGAGUGAUGAGGCUAGAUUACUGGAUCGUGUUAUGGACUUUUUGAAGCGUGAAGGACUAUAUAGUCCGCAAAUUAAAGAGAUAAGACCUGAAGAUCCAGUUGCAACUGAUCUCAUUGGUGCUUUAUUGACACAGGGUCCAACGAACGUUGUGUCAUCACGUCGUAGCUCAAAUGAAUCUAUAAUUCGAUCAGGAAGUAGACAAUCGAGUACAAGUGCAUCUGUUCCAAAAAUAAAGAUGCCAACACAUGUUUCGGAACUGCUCGAGUGUGCAUUAGAUUGGGAUUUCGAAAUUUUCCGUCUCGAGGAACUGACGGAAAAGCAUCCAUUAGUAUAUUUAGGAACAGAACUGUUUCGGCGCUUUGAUGUCUACAAUACAUUCAAUUGUGAUGAAACGACGUUCAGAUCAUGGCUUAUUGUCAUCGAGUCACAUUACCACAUUGUGAAUACUUAUCACAAUAGUACUCAUGCUGCAGAUGUUAUGCAGGCAACAGCAUGUUAUCUCCAACAAUUAGCAAAUCGUGACUUAAAAAUUAUGGAUCGAUUAGACGAGGCAACGGCAUUAAUAGCAUCAGCUGCUCAUGAUGUGGAUCAUCCUGGGCGCUCAUCCGCAUAUUUAUGUAAUUCUGACAAUCAGUUGGCAAUAUUGUACAAUGAUGUUUGUGUACUUGAGUCACAUCACGCUGCCACAACAUUUCGUUUAACAUUGUCUGAUGAGAAAAUCAACAUAUUUAAGAAUCUAGAUCGUGAUAUGUACAAGCUUGCUCGCUCAAUCAUUAUUGACAUGAUUCUAGCUACUGAAAUGACGAGACAUUUUGAGCAUUUAGCAAAAUUCGUAAGCGUAUUUGGGAAUGAUGCGGAAAAUAAAGACAUUGUAAUUAAAAAAUAUCCCUUAAAGCUUCCAAAUGACGAAGAUAAUCAAAUGUUGAUCCGACGAAUGCUAAUCAAAUGUUCUGAUGUCAGUAAUCCAACAAGACCAUUGAAAUUCUGUGUCGAAUGGGCUAGAAGAAUCGCUGAGGAAUAUUUCAUACAAACCGACGACGAGAAGCGGAAAGGAAUGCCUAUUGUUAUGCCGAUGUUUGAUAGAGCAACAUGUUCGAUAUCUAAAAGUCAAAUCGGCUUUAUAGAAUUCAUUAUUCAAGAUAUGAUGAAUGCGUGGGAUGGAUUUAUAGAUAUGCCAGAGCUUGUGCAAUACAUGCAAUAUAAUUAUACUCAAUGGAAGCUAUUUGAGGAGCAGGGCAUCAAUACGUUGAACGAUAUUAAGCGUAAGCAAAUGUCGAUAACGAAUGCAAAUCUAUCGAGUAUGAAACUGGACGAAAUGAUGUGAAAAUUAAUUGAAAAGUUGUGGAAUUAAAAAAAGUAAAGACUUUUUGUGCUAUUCUAAUUUUUCUUUCCAUGUGCCAAUUAGUAUGAGAAAUUAUGGAAUGUAUUUAUGGCAGUGCUGUUAUCUGGGUGUGAGGGAUUUCCUUGAUAGUAAUCGAUUUAGAUAUUUCUAAGACAUCAGGAUGAGAUUUUGAACGUUUAGAACAGUCUUGGUUUGGAUAUAGAUGUCAUCUAGGCUUUUGUUAUAGCUGUUUAUAGUUUAUAUCAAUGACCAAUGAGUUAUCGAAGUCAAGAAAGAUUAUUAAUCAAUCGAUCUGGUUAUUCAAAACUUGAUCAAACCUACUCUUGAUGAACUUGUUCUUGAUCAUACUAAAUGUUGAUCAAACUUAGUCUUGAUUGAACUAAGUUUUAAUCAAACUUAUUCUUGAACAAACCUUCUCUUGUUCAAACCUAGUCUUGAUCGUGAUAGCAUCUAAGAAUGUUGGUGUUUUGGUUCUGACCCAGACAAAGUCUUAUCAAUGUCAGAGAUCAAGCCUUAACAUCCCUACUAGCAGCACCGCUUUCUUUUUAUAGUGCCGGUUAUAUCUUCUAUUAAAAUCGCAGAAAACUUAUAUAAAAUGUCGAUGUUAAUGCAAAUAAAAUGAACAAAAACCAGAAUUAUAAAAAAAGUGAAAAAAAUCUUAAUUUAGAGUAAAUGAAAUAAUUAGAGCAUUAAGUCAUG
Chironomus riparius is the source of this 3527-nucleotide messenger RNA. Lineage: Eukaryota; Metazoa; Arthropoda; Insecta; Diptera; Chironomidae. The record is from the annotation of a GenBank genome assembly.